CGCCGCCAUAUUGUCUGUGUGAGGAGAGGGGAGAGCGGCCGCCGCCGCUGCCGCUUCCACCACAGUUGAAGAAACCCAGUCUGAAACAAGGUCUUCCCCUAGCUGCCUCUGAACUCAGUGACUGCCAGAUCUCCAAACAUCAAGUCCCGCUUUGUUCACCAACCUGUCUGACAUGUCGGGACCCGUGCCAAGCAGAGCCAGAGUUUACACAGAUGUUAAUACGCACAGACCCCGGGAAUACUGGGAUUAUGAGUCACAUGUGGUGGAAUGGGGAAACCAAGAUGAUUACCAGUUGGUUCGAAAAUUAGGCCGGGGUAAAUACAGUGAAGUAUUUGAAGCCAUCAACAUCACAAAUAAUGAAAAAGUUGUUGUUAAAAUUCUUAAGCCAGUAAAGAAGAAGAAAAUCAAGCGUGAAAUAAAGAUUUUGGAGAAUUUGCGAGGCGGCCCCAACAUCAUCACACUGGCAGACAUUGUAAAAGACCCUGUGUCACGAACCCCUGCCUUGGUUUUUGAACAUGUAAACAACACAGACUUCAAGCAAUUGUACCAGACGUUAACAGAUUAUGAUAUUCGAUUUUACAUGUAUGAAAUUCUGAAGGCCUUGGAUUACUGUCACAGCAUGGGAAUUAUGCACAGAGAUGUGAAGCCCCAUAAUGUCAUGAUUGACCAUGAACACAGAAAGCUACGACUAAUAGACUGGGGUUUGGCUGAGUUUUACCAUCCUGGCCAAGAAUAUAACGUUCGAGUUGCUUCCCGAUAUUUCAAAGGUCCUGAGCUGCUUGUAGACUAUCAGAUGUAUGAUUAUAGUUUGGAUAUGUGGAGUUUGGGUUGUAUGCUGGCAAGUAUGAUCUUCCGGAAGGAGCCAUUUUUCCAUGGACAUGAUAAUUAUGAUCAGUUGGUGAGGAUAGCCAAAGUUCUGGGGACAGAAGAUUUAUAUGACUAUAUUGACAAAUACAACAUUGAAUUAGACCCACGUUUCAAUGAUAUCUUGGGCAGACAUUCACGUAAGCGAUGGGAACGCUUUGUCCACAGUGAAAACCAGCACCUUGUCAGCCCUGAGGCCUUGGAUUUCCUGGAUAAGCUACUGCGAUAUGACCACCAAUCUCGGCUCACUGCCAGAGAGGCCAUGGAGCACCCCUAUUUCUACACAGUUGUCAAGGACCAGACUCGGAUGGCCGCAUCUAGCAUGGCGGGGGGCAGUACGCCUGUCAGUAGCGCCAAUAUGAUGUCAGGGAUUUCUUCAGUGCCAACCCCUUCACCCCUUGGACCUUUGGCAGGAUCACCAGUGAUUGCUGCUGCCAACCCCCUUGGGAUGCCUGUUCCAGCUGCCGCUGGCGCUCAGCAGUAAUGGCCCCUUCUAUCUCCUGAUUCCUGAGCAGAGGUGGGGGAGUCCGCCCCUCCCCUUGAUGCAGCUUGCGCCUGGCAGGGAGGGGUGAAACACUUCAGAAGCACCGUGUCGCUUGUGGAUUUA
This is a messenger RNA of Orycteropus afer afer, 1471 nucleotides long. RefSeq names its product casein kinase 2 alpha 1 (gene CSNK2A1). NCBI's taxonomy places the organism in Eukaryota, Metazoa, Chordata, Mammalia, Tubulidentata, Orycteropodidae. Gene Ontology annotation, biological process: protein phosphorylation. Gene Ontology annotation, cellular component: nucleus; cytosol; protein kinase CK2 complex. Gene Ontology annotation, molecular function: protein serine/threonine kinase activity; ATP binding. The record is from RefSeq and is a predicted model, not a curated record.